AUGGCUUCCUCCAAGCUUCUUUUCCCUUUGCUUCUCUGUUCCGUUUUCCUUUUUCUUCUUCUGCCUAUAUCUAAUGCUCAUCUUCUCAAGGCUUGUGAGUUUGAGGCCAUAUACAACCUUGGGGAUUCAAUUUCUGACACUGGCAAUUUGAUCCAAGAGGACCCUGCUUCUGUUUUUUCUAGACUUCCCUAUGGCCAAAACCUGUACAGGAAUCCAACUGGUAGAUGCUCCAAUGGCUUGCUCAUUAUUGAUUUCAUUGCAAAAUCAGCUGGUAUUCCACUUCUUGAAGCAUAUUUGAAUGCUAGUUCCAGCAAGACACAUGGCGUGAAUUUUGCAGUUGCUGGCUCUACUGCAUUGCCUGUGGAAUUUCUUGCAGAAAAAGGAGUGAUUGCCCCUGUCACCAAUAGUUCUCUUACCAAACAACUCAACUGGAUGCAUACCCAUUUCAAUACAACCUGCCAUAGUUCCAAAGAAUGUGUAGAGAAACAUAAGAGAUCUUUGUUCAUGGUUGGGGAGAUUGGAGGCAAUGAUUAUAACUAUGCUUUCUUUCAAGGCAAGAGUAUUGAUGAGUUGAAGUCCAUGGUAUCUGAUGUUGUUAAAGCUAUCAAAGAAGCUGUUAUGGUUAGUUAA
Manihot esculenta (cassava) is the source of this 630-nucleotide messenger RNA. Its product is annotated as acetylajmalan esterase-like. The coding region runs from base 1 to 630 and encodes 209 amino acids. Gene Ontology annotation, molecular function: hydrolase activity, acting on ester bonds. The record is from RefSeq and is a predicted model, not a curated record. The transcript has 3 exons. NCBI's taxonomy places the organism in Eukaryota, Viridiplantae, Streptophyta, Magnoliopsida, Malpighiales, Euphorbiaceae.